CGAUUUCGAAUCUUCUCUGAAAUCACAGAAAUAUUUUCUUUCUUUCAUCUUCUCUUUCGAGAACCAAAAAGAAAGAAUGAAACGGAGGACAAAUUUGGGGUUUGUAGAUACGAUCUACGAAGAAGAAGACUACGUGGAUCACUCCUCUUCCUUCUCUUCUACUUCUUCAUCUUUGUCUCCUUCUCCUCAACCACGUAUCAAUCUCUCCUCUUCUUCAAUGGAGCUUGAAUCUAGAGUCAAUAAAUGGUCGUUGGUUAAUAAUUCUGAACCUGAUGUGUUGGUACAUGUGAAAGGCACAAGGUUCCAUCUUCAUAAGGAUCCUCUGUUAAGAAAGAGUGGCUAUUUAAAACGCCACCUAACGAACGUUAGCGAAUUAACUCUCUCACCGCCGUUAAACAUAACGUCCGAAACAUUCUCUUUCGUAACGGCUUUCUGUUACGGCGCUCACCUCGAACUAACGCCGUUCAAUGUCGUUUCCCUGAGAGUCGCCGCUGAGCUUCUUCUGAUGACGGGAGCUGGAGGAAACGACGUUAAAGAUAACCUUAGGAACUUAACGGAGUCUUAUCUCCGACGAGUCGUCUUCGUCAACGUCGACUACAUCAAGAUCGUUCUCCGUUCAUGCCUCGCAUUGCUUCCGGAGUCCGAAACGACGGCGUUUUUAGUUGGAAGAUGCAUCGAAGCUCUGACGGAAGUCGGGGAUGGAGAGUGCGUCAACGAGUUCCUCGAGCAAGCCGUUAUACUCCCCGCCGGAGAUUUUAUCAUCGUCGCCGGAGCCGUGCAGCAAAGGUUCCCGCGCCACGAUUUGCUUUAUAGAGUCGUUGAUGCUUACUUGAAGGAGCAUGACGGAGAGAUAACGGAGGAAGAGAAGGUUGACAUAUGUAACUCGAUAGACUGCAACAAACUCUCGCCGCCGUUACUCCUCCACGCCGUUCAAAACCCGAAAAUGCCCCUGAGGUUUAUCGUACGCGCGAUGCUACAGGAGCAGGUCAACACGCGCUACUCGAUCAUUGCCGCCGCGGACGCCGUCGCUACUUCUGCCGGACAUAGAAACAGAGAGAUCACCGAGGCGGAGAGAGACUCCUCCGUGACGCUGGGAUCGCUUCUGCAGCGAGACACUGCGGCGAGGCAAAACUGCCGGUUAAGAGCAGCGAUGGAUUCAACGAGCUCGAGGAUCAAGAGCCUGGAGAAGGAGCUUGACCAGAUGAAAAAGCUCAUAUCUAAAGAGUCAGAACGGAUCGUUGAGAAUGAGUAUAAGUCAAGGAGUGUGGUGGACUCUGCUCGGUCAGCGAGUUUCCAUUGCGUUCACAAUUCAAGUAACGUUAACACGAUGCAGAGAGGAGAGAGAGGUUCGGUUUCAUCACUGAGCACGACUUUCCGGCGAGGAGGAACGUCUGCACCGCCGCAGAAAAGUCUUGGUAAAAGAUUGAUUAAGGGAAUAAAGAAUGCUUUCUCUUCAUCAUCAUCCAAACAAGAAGUAAAGACAAAUGCAAAUACAGUUGAAGAGAUUUAUGAUGGAUUAGAAGAUUUCGUUUGGAUUAAAGAUGAUGACAACAUCUCUGAAGAACUUCACUCUCAUUACAUCAAGAACAAAUGAUCUCUCUCUCUAUCUCUUUUACAUUUAAUUUUGUAGCCAAGAGUGACUAUGUUUCUUCUUCUUCAAGUAAUGAAAUAUCC
Messenger RNA from Eruca vesicaria subsp. sativa (arugula), 1674 nucleotides. The record is from the annotation of a GenBank genome assembly. Lineage: Eukaryota; Viridiplantae; Streptophyta; Magnoliopsida; Brassicales; Brassicaceae.